This is a messenger RNA of Rhizopus microsporus ATCC 52813, 466 nucleotides long. RefSeq lists its product as uncharacterized. Lineage: Eukaryota; Fungi; Mucoromycota; Mucoromycetes; Mucorales; Rhizopodaceae. The record is from RefSeq and is a predicted model, not a curated record. The transcript has a single exon. The coding region runs from base 69 to 293 and encodes 74 amino acids.
AAAUGCUCAUGGCUUUCAAGACCCUUUUUGGUUAAUGUAAGUUUUUUAAACUUACUCACCACAGGAUAAUGACUGUAUGGUCAAUGAUAACUUCGCAAACGCCCUUCUAUAAGGUUCUGCACAUCUCUGUAUGGAUGACCUCUGAAGUCUUUGCCACUGACGAACGAUUCUUGAAGGAGUACUUUAUAGUGACUAGUAGCUGGUUAUCUGCGAGUAUGGCUAGUGGCCGGUUUGCUAAUUACUCCAGACAGUUGGCUGAUGCUGUAGGGAUAAAAAUAAUUAGCAAAUCAUAGUUAAGUCUCAGUCUAUGGCCUAGUGUCUUGACUGGUAGGGCUAAGAGAAAACUUCAUUCUAUGGAUUUGAUCAACCUGGAUGAACACCACUAGCAGCAAUCACGGGCUUCUUUUUAUUGGGCUAUAGCGGUUUUGCUGACGUUUUUUCUUCUCUCUUUUUUUUUUAGGACCAC